GCAGCUCAAGUUCAGUGCUACGUGAGCGUGCGGCGCGCGCGCAUCGAAAUUCGAAUCGAUCGCGCCAGUGUUUGUGAAAAAACAUUUAUGGAAUUGUUUUUGUGACUACGAUUAAAAUAAAAAAAAGAAAAAUGCCGGCCUACGACAAUGAAGGUGCCACCAUAUCUAUGGAAGAUGUACGGGAGCAGAAGCCCAGCACCAUUGAUGAUGAAUUAGCUAUGCGCAGAAAUAGAAUGCUGAAGCCGCAGAAGUCUACAUUAUCUUCUAGAAAGAAGCAGGCGAUCUGCGUCAGACGGGCGCACAAGAAAUAUGGGCCUGCGAAAAAUCCAAACGUCAUUUUGGACGGAUUAAAUAUGACAGUUGCUAAAGGUGCCAUCUAUGGUCUACUUGGUGCAUCUGGUUGUGGAAAGACCACGCUACUCUCAUGCAUUGUGGGCAGACGAAGACUGAAUUCUGGUGAAAUAUGGGUCCUUGGUGGAAGACCAGGAAGCCCUGGUAGUGGAGUGCCAGGUCCUCGAAUAGGAUAUAUGCCACAGGAAAUCGCGUUAUUUGGCGAGUUUUCUAUCCGGGAAACCAUGAUAUACUUCGGGUGGAUAUCCGGUAUGACCACCAAGGAGGUGGAGGAGAGGAUUGACUUCCUUGUUGACUUAUUACAGCUCCCUAAUCCCUCACGGCAAGUAAAGAACCUGUCUGGAGGUCAGCAGCGACGGGUGUCGCUUUCAGCUGCUCUUCUGCAUGAGCCAGAACUGCUAAUCCUCGAUGAACCAACGGUGGGACUUGACCCUGUCUUGCGACAAAGCAUCUGGGACCAUUUGGUGGAAAUAACGAAAGGCGGCCGAACGACUGCCAUCAUCACCACACAUUAUAUUGAUGAGACUAAACAGGCCAAUAUGAUUGGUCUAAUGCGUGGAGGACGGUUUCUCGCCGAAGAGUCACCGACUGAGCUGAUCAGGCGGUACCAGGCCGAGAGUCUUGAAGAUGUCUUCCUCAAGCUCUCAGUUCUCCAAAACAUGGGGAAACGGAGACGAUCAAGUAUCCUCGCGGAUGUCGUCGAGAAGGUGGAAAUACCGGCUAUACCCGACCCAACAGCCAUAGAUGUUGAAGAUGAAAUAGGUGAAAUAUCAGGAGAGUUUGGUGACAAUGUGUCAAUGAGCAGCAAAGGCAGGAGUGUGAUCGCAGACCUGACAACAGCAGUAGAAGCUUUGCCGCCAGAAGAUGAGGCUCCUGGCGGUUAUCUAGACAGAAUGAAGCCCAUGAGCUGGCACCACAUGAGGGCAUUGAUAUGGAAAAAUUUCUGGAGUCUGUUCAGGAACUUUGGACUUCUAGCCUUCAUCAUUGGUCUUCCCCUAUCCCAAAUGAUACUCUUCUGUCUUGCCAUUGGACACUAUCCAGUGGGUCUACCAAUCGCAGUUGUGAAUUAUGAACUUGGCCCGAACAAUACUAAUGUACCAUGCGACUAUGAAAAGAAUAAAUGCCCACAGGAUCCUAAAACCUGGGAGUGGAAUUUAACGAGAUUCAGUUGUCAAUAUCUGGACUUUCUCUCGAAGAGACAGUCGAAUUUGAUAUACUACCCCAACGAAGUAGUAGCAAUGUCAAAAGCAGAAAGAGGGGCCGCUAGAGCUGUCCUUGUCUUUCCGGCUAAUUUCUCCACUAGUCUCCAAGAAAGAAUGAAAGAUCCGAGGCAUACAGACGUUUAUACCGUCGAAAGCUCAGAAAUCACUGUACAUAUGGAUGAUACAGAUAAACAAGUCGAGUGGAUGUUGCUGCGAGACAUUCAGCUUGCGUUCAUGGAGGCUACCGAACAGCUGACCUAUGUGUGCAAUCUUCCAAAGAGGAUGCUGUCCAUACCUGUCACUUUUCAUAACCCCAUUUACGGUUUGGAGGUCCCUAAUUUCACAGACUUCGCGGGACCCGGUGUUAUCCUUACAAUCAUCUUCUUCCUGGCAGUCGCGUUGACUUCCGGUUCCAUGUUGGCAGAACGGAACGACGGUAUACUUGAACGAUCACUUGUUUCCGGUAUAACAGGUACCGAGAUCCUCUUCUCACACGUCAUAGUCCAAAUGUUGGUGAUGAUAUUCCAGACGGCCAUGGUGCUGAUUGUCGGUUUCGUCAUCUUCGGUCUGACCCUCAAAGGAUCUCUGGGUUGGGUUAUUGUUCUGACCCUCAUUAAUGGCCUGUGUGGAAUGACCUUUGGUUUUGUAGUUUCCUGCGUUUGCGAUACUGAAAGAACAGCCACAUAUCUAGCACUCGGCUCAUUCUUGCCCAUGAUGUUGUUAUGUGGUAUCAUCUGGCCAGUUGAAGGUAUGCAUCAAAUUCUUCAAUGGAUAAGCUUCGUACUACCCCUCACUAAAUCGACGGAGUCCCUCCGUUCAAUGUUACAACGAGGCUGGACGAUUGAUGUGCCUACAGUGUACACUGGUUUUGUUUCCACCACCUUAUGGAUAGUAAUAUACUUGACAGUUAGUAUAUUAUUAAUUAAAUUUAAGAAGGGAUAGUUUAUACUUUAUAACUGACCAAAUUUUUUAAACAAGCGUAAUAUUCUUCCUUAGAACUUUCCUAUACCUUCGAUAAGUAUUAUAUUCGAUGUUUUUCCUAGCUCAAACGUAUUAUUAGCUUUUUUGUAUAGCUACACGUAUUCUAUUUCAAACGAUGCCCGUUCGUGCUACAAAAUACGCGCACGGAAGCUUUUUAAAUUUUCCAUUAUUAAAUAUUCCAGGUAUUCGAUUUUAUGUAUUUCGUGCUAAUUGUCAUCAUACCUACUACUGUAGUGGUACUAUAGCUUUUGUAGCCAUUAUUUAUAGAUAAUUGCCUGUUUAUAAAAAAACAAAUUUAGUCUAUGGAAGUCUAGUUAUUUUGUCAUGGUCAGUCAGAAAAUUCAUCCUUGAAGGGCUAACUCCUCUAAGUACUUAAUUGCUCACUUUUGACGUAUCGAGUAGUUUAUUUAGUAAUUAUUUAUUAAUAAAUGUACAAAAUAAGUUUAGCAAUACAUUUAGUAUUAGUAAUUAUAAAAUUUACCAAUUUUGUGAUACAAUAUUUUUUGGUGAGGUUAUUAUAUAGUUGCCAUAGUAGUUAGUUUUUAGGAAUGGUGAUAGUCUGUGAUUUGCUUUUAAAUAUGACUAAAGUUUUACUUGGCUAUGUGCGUACAACAUUUUGUAAUUAUAUAUAACUUUUUUAACUUAGUUAAUAUAAAUUAAACCCAUAAUAUACAUUUAUUUUAUCAAAAGGACACGUAUUAUAAGUUUUAUUGUUU
This is a messenger RNA of Pieris napi, 3250 nucleotides long. It is a transcript of the gene osy, whose product is annotated as ABC transporter G family member 20. NCBI's taxonomy places the organism in Eukaryota, Metazoa, Arthropoda, Insecta, Lepidoptera, Pieridae. The coding region runs from base 132 to 2495 and encodes 787 amino acids. Gene Ontology annotation, cellular component: membrane. Gene Ontology annotation, molecular function: ABC-type transporter activity; ATP binding; ATP hydrolysis activity. The transcript is spliced from 16 exons. The record is from RefSeq and is a predicted model, not a curated record.